Molecule: messenger RNA, 1520 nt
Organism: Panicum hallii
Lineage: Eukaryota; Viridiplantae; Streptophyta; Magnoliopsida; Poales; Poaceae
Product: ornithine carbamoyltransferase, chloroplastic
Exons: 5
Coding region: 135-1259 (374 amino acids)
Biological process (GO): L-citrulline biosynthetic process
Cellular component (GO): intracellular membrane-bounded organelle
Molecular function (GO): ornithine carbamoyltransferase activity; amino acid binding
Source: RefSeq, a predicted model, not a curated record
CGGCGACGGCCAGACGCCAGUAUCCGAGUCCCCACACUCUCCCACUCCCCACCCAUCCAUCACACACCUGUCCUCCCAUCCGCUUCGCCCCGCCGCGCCGCCUCGUCACCCCAAUCACUCGCGCACCACCCGCGAUGGCGAUGACGCCGGCGGCGGCGGCGAUCUCCGGCUCCAGCGGCCACCUCGUCCUCUCCUCCCCCCGCCUCCGGCAGCCGCUCACCCUCCCCCCGCGCGCGGCGCGCCCAAUCGCCGCCGCGUCGCCCAUGGCCCGCCGCGGGGUCGCGGCCGCCGCCGUGUCCACUCCCGCCGCGUCCGCCGCCGCGGGGAAAGAUGCCAAACAGACUCCUAAGGAUUUCCUUCAUAUCAAUGAUUUUGACAUGGAUACGAUCAUGAAUAUCCUUAAUCGGGCGAUUGAGGUUAAGACAGCGAUAAAAUCUGGAGACAGGAGCUUCCAACCGUUCAAAGGGAAAUCAAUGGCGAUGAUUUUUGCCAAGCCAUCAAUGAGGACUCGUGUUUCAUUUGAGACAGGAUUCUUCUUACUUGGUGGGCAUGCUAUCUAUUUGGGUCCUGAUGAUAUCCAAAUGGGCAAGCGUGAGGAGACUCGUGAUGUUGCUCGAGUACUCUCUGGCUAUAAUGACAUCAUUAUGGCUAGGGUUUUCGGUCACCAGGAUAUUCUGGACUUGGCGAAAUAUGCAUCUGUACCUGUCAUAAAUGGUCUCACUGACUAUAACCAUCCAUGCCAGAUAAUGGCUGAUGCACUUACUAUGCUUGAGCACAUUGGUCGUAUUGAAAACACCAAGGUUGUCUAUGUUGGAGAUGGGAACAAUAUUGUGCACUCAUGGCUUCUAUUGGCUGCUGUGCUUCCUUUCCACUUUGUAUGCGCUUGUCCUAAGGGAUUUGAGCCAGAUGCAAAGACAGUGGAGAUCGCCAGGAGUGCUGGAGUCAGUAAGAUUGAAAUAACAAAUGAUCCCAGGGAAGCAGUUAAGGGAGCAGAUGUUGUUUACACAGAUGUCUGGGCCAGCAUGGGCCAAAAGGAAGAAGCUGAUUAUAGAAAACAGAAGUUCCAAGGAUUCACGGUGGAUGAAGCCAUGAUGGAGAUUGCUGGUCCACAGGCCUACCUCAUGCAUUGUUUACCUGCAGAGAGAGGGGUGGAGGUAACAGACGGUGUCAUCGAGGCUCCCAACUCAAUCGUAUUCCCUCAGGCUGAAAACCGGAUGCAUGCUCAGAAUGCCAUCAUGCUUCAUGUCCUUGGCGCUUAAUACCCCUUCCACACACCACUAGUACACCUUUAUUAAAUUCUAGGGCAUUACUGAGGGAUAAAAGCUGUUUCAGCUUUAGCGCUGAAGCUCUAGAGUUUCUUUGGAGGCAUGAGGGUAGCGUUUUUGAAACAUGUCAGUGUAUUACGAUGAAUUGGAUUGUCCAGCAACGUGAUAUUUUGCCUGUCUGGGUGGUAGCUUGUACUGUAAAAGGGUGGCAAUCUUGAAUAAAAAUACAAACUUCUGUGGUGCCAAAUUUGCAAA